CUGCCUUUUGGUUUUUUUCUCAGGCGCGGAAGGCAGGCUUGUACUUUGAAGAAACAAGAACAUCUUCUUUUCUACAGAAUUUUCGGCACCUAUGAACCGGAACGAAAAGGCGAAGAAAUAGAAUAUGGACUGGUUAAGCCAGUAAACACAUUCGAUACCAACUGUGAUAAUCACUUAUUUUCUGAACUCAAGGCUUUGACUUACGGUAGAGGUCAGCUGAGGAACGAGGAGAACGAAGAGAUGUUCCCGGGUGUGUGGAACAAGGUAAAAGCCGCUUUCUUGCCGCCGGCUUACGUCCCAGGAAUGCGAACAAAGUGGUUCUUUCUAUGGAUAUCUCUGGAGGAUAACACUGACGGAAUACCUGAGAUUAAGCGUCCUGUGAUCCGCAAUAAUCCUCCGCUAUCACGCGCUCUUCACUACUAUAUCAUUGGCAUGGUCCUCUUCUCUUGGGUCCGUUUGCACCUCGGCUGGCCGGAAUUUCUCUGCCGAUUCAGCUUUAUCAUCGCCUUCAUUCAAAUGUUUGGCUACUAUUUCGAUCACAAUCGCUUUGCUCUGCAGUUUGACUUGGUGCGGCUGAUGACGUCACUAUUGUUUGGAGUGUUCCUGAGCGACAGGCUGAUGACCGUCUAUGCUUUCGCAUCGUUGGGAUUGCUUUGUGGCUCUGUGUUGCCGGAAAAAUAA
Molecule: messenger RNA, 681 nt
Organism: Cooperia oncophora
Lineage: Eukaryota; Metazoa; Nematoda; Chromadorea; Rhabditida; Trichostrongylidae
Source: the annotation of a GenBank genome assembly